AGCCAGAGGAGCUACGGCAAGCACUCAUGCCCACACUGGAGGCUUUGUAUCGCCAGGACCCAGAGUCCCUGCCCUUCCGCCAACCUGUGGAUCCACAGUUGCUGGGCAUUCCUGACUACUUCGACAUUGUGAAGAACCCCAUAGACUUGUCCACCAUCAAGCGCAAGCUAGACACUGGUCAGUACCAAGAGCCCUGGCAGUACGUGGAUGACAUCUGGCUCAUGUUCAACAACGCUUGGCUCUACAACCGCAAGACCUCGCGUGUCUACAAAUACUGCUCCAAGCUGGCUGAGGUCUUCGAGCAGGAGAUCGACCCGGUCAUGCAGGGCCUGGGCUACUGCUGUGGGAGAAAGGUGUGUGUCGUGUGUGAAUAGACUAAUGUGUUUUUU
This is a messenger RNA of Alosa alosa (allis shad), 389 nucleotides long. Its product is annotated as histone lysine acetyltransferase CREBBP-like. The transcript has 2 exons. NCBI's taxonomy places the organism in Eukaryota, Metazoa, Chordata, Actinopteri, Clupeiformes, Clupeidae. The record is from RefSeq and is a predicted model, not a curated record. Gene Ontology annotation, cellular component: nucleus; chromatin. The coding region runs from base 27 to 374 and encodes 115 amino acids. Gene Ontology annotation, biological process: chromatin remodeling; regulation of DNA-templated transcription.